Varanus komodoensis (Komodo dragon) is the source of this 4642-nucleotide messenger RNA. RefSeq names its product multiple C2 and transmembrane domain containing 2 (gene MCTP2). Gene Ontology annotation, biological process: regulation of neurotransmitter secretion. The transcript is spliced from 23 exons. The record is from RefSeq and is a predicted model, not a curated record. The coding region runs from base 95 to 2821 and encodes 908 amino acids. Lineage: Eukaryota; Metazoa; Chordata; Lepidosauria; Squamata; Varanidae. Gene Ontology annotation, cellular component: synaptic vesicle membrane. Gene Ontology annotation, molecular function: calcium ion binding.
UCUCUCUGCGGAUCGGGGGCUUCGGGAACCCCGGGGAAGAGGCUGAGGGCGCUCCACGCUCGGAGACGAGCCCCAUGUGGGCACAGCAGCGCGCAUGGCCGGCGCCCGGCAGGGGGCAGUGAAACGCUCAGCGCCAGAGAUACCACAGAGCUCUUGGGAAUCCAGUUUAGCCAUGGAUCUGGAGAAGUCCUCAGUCUGGGGAUCAUUCAAACAAAGAACAAAGCCUUGGCUACACAACCUGAACAUCCGAAGGACCAAGAAAAGCUCUGUCAAAUUCUUGGAAAGGAGGCCACGGCAUCCCUACAACCGGUGCCUUAGUUCUUCCGAGCCUGACUUGUUGAACGUUGACAUGGUUGUCCAAGAAGAAACCAACUAUUCGCGAUCCAAAGCUGUGUCUGCUUACUUCCCGAGUGGCUUUACCUCAACGGACUUGUUCCUUCAGAACAGCAGGAGGUCUUCCUUCCAACAGAGUGGGGAGGAAGGGCAGUUGAACCAGCAGGAGAAAGUGCAGGUAGAGAUUCGGGUUAAAGGAACAGAGGCACCAGUUGGUGGCCUGGACUCAGAAGCGAAGCAGAGGUCCAGUGAAGAUCUGGUGGAGCUGCUACACCGGAGCAGUUUCAGCAGUGACCUCGCAGAAGAUGCGCUUGAGCGUUCCAGCAGCGGUUCCAACCUCGACUCGUCGUGUUCAUCGCAGCUCUUUGACGAGCAGCCUGCAUCUGAGGAAGGAAGUGAUUGUUUGAGUAAAUUGCCAGCUCAAUUUGCAUAUCUGUUAAUGAUACAUCUGAAAGAAGGCAGAAACUUGGUCAUCAGAGAUCGUUGUGGUACGAGUGAUCCAUAUGUGAAGUUUAAACUGAAUGGGAAAACCCUUUACAAAAGCAAGGUCAUCUCUAAGAACCUGAAUCCCAUCUGGGAUGAAACGGUUGUGCUGCCGAUACAAGCGAUUGAUCAGAAACUCCGAGUGAAGGUGUAUGAUCGAGAUUUAACCUCUUCGGAUUUCAUGGGUUCUGCAGUCGUAUCAUUGGGUGAACUAGAACUGAACAGGACUGUCGAGAAGAUUCUAAAACUUGAAGAUCCAAACAGCUUAGAAGAUGACAUGGGUGUGAUAGUACUGGACUUGAGGCUGGUUGUGAAACAGGGGGACAUGAAAAGAAAUAGAUGGGUGAACCGAAGAAAGUGCUCCAUACCAAAGGCCAGCUUCAUGCGAAGCACCCGGCUGGAGGAUUCUUUGCGCAAAAACCAGCUGUGGAAUGGCACGGUCACCAUCGCGCUGCUGGAAGGGAAGAACAUCCCCGCCGGGGGCAUGACGCACACAUUUGUUCUGUUGAAGAUGGGAGAACAGAGGUGUAAGAGCAAGACAGUCUGCAAGAGCGCAAAUCCGCAGUGGAGGGAGCAGUUCGAUUUUCACUACUUCUCUGACAGGAUGGAUGUGUUGGAGAUUGAGAUCUGGGGAAAGGAUAACAAAAAGCAUGAAGAGGUUUUGGGAACGUGUAAAGUUGAUGUCGGUGUGCUGCCUGGCAAGCGAGCCAACCACUUGGAGUUGCCCCUGGAGAGACAGCCAGGGUCCCUGUUGGUGGCCAUCUCGGUUGUGCCCUGCUCGGGGGUUUCGAUCUCUGAUCUGUGUGUCUGCCCGCUGGGAGACCCCAGUGAGAAGGAACAGAUUUCCCGACGCUAUUGUAUAAGGAAUUCACUCCAGAACAUAAAGGAUAUUGGAUUCUUGCAAGUCAAACUUUUAAAAGCUGCCGAUCUGCUAGCUGCAGAUUUUUCAGGCAAAAGUGAUCCCUUCUGUGUACUAGAACUAGGAAAUGGCAGACUUCAGAGUUACACUGUUUACAAAAACCUGAAUCCUGAGUGGAACCAAGCCUUCACCUUCCCUGUUAAAGACAUCCAUGACGUUCUAGAAGUGACAGUGUUUGAUGAAGAUGGAGACAAACCUCCUGAUUUCCUUGGAAAAGUCGCCAUCCCUUUACUAUCUAUUAGAAAUGGGCAGCAAAGUUGCUACACACUAAAGAAUAAAGAUCUGGAACUUCCUUUGAAAGGUGUGAUUCAUCUGGAGCUGGACGUCCUAUUUAAUCCUGUAAAAGCAAGUAUCAGGACCUUCACUCCACGUGAGCGGCGGUUCCUGGAAGACAACCGCAAGUUUUCAAAGAAGAUCUUAUCAAAAAAUGUUGAUCGCGUGAAAAAAAUCACCAUGGCAAUAUGGAACGCAAUACAGUUUCUCCGGAGCUGUUUUCUCUGGGAGUCCCCCGUAAGGAGUGUGAUUGCUUUUGUGGUGUUUGUGAUCACUGUUUGGCAUUUUGAAUUGUACAUGGUGCCCUUGGCAUUGUUGUUGCUUUUCGCUUACAACUUCUCCCUGCUCACUCCAGAGAAAGUCGCCAGCAUGCAAGACCCCCAGGACUGCAUUGUCGUGGAGGAUGAUGAAGAUGAAGAUGACAAAGAAUCUGAAAAAAAGGGCUUAAUAGAAAGAAUCCACAUGGUCCAAGACAUUGUCAUAACAGUCCAAACUGUCCUGGAAGAAAUUGCGUCUUUUGCAGAGAGGAUAAAAAACACGUUCAACUGGACGGUUCCUUUCCUCUCUGUCUUGGCCUGCUUAGUGCUUGGCGUAGCAACGAUUGUGCUAUAUUACAUACCACUAAGGUGCAUCAUUUUAAUAUGGGGCAUAAAUAAAUUUACAAAGAAGCUUAGAAAUCCAUAUGCCAUUGACAAUAAUGAGUUGCUGGAUUUCCUCUCCAGGGUACCAUCUGAUGUUCAAAGGGUGCAAUAUGCUGAACUGAAAGUGUGCGGCAGUUCCAGCCCUGUUAGGAAGAAACGGAGUGCUCUCUAGGACACGGCGCUCGGAAUGUGGCACCCCUCUCCUUUAUCCCCGCACCCCCGGGGUCUCCCACACCCCCUUCGGAUCAAGUCAGCGCUGUUCUCACUGCCUCACAUCCCAGAUAUUUCCUCUGGAAGACACACACACACAUACACACACACGCGUGCGCGCGUGUGUGUGUGUGUGUGUGUGUAAGAGACCUUCCCAGUAUGUUUGGUUGUUUCUCCAAGUGCACUGAUUUUCUCCAGCAAGAAGAGAAUCCAAACUCAAAUUGCCGGAAGGGCAAAGGAGACCAAACUGCAUGGGUGACUUCCUUUUGUUUAAUAUAAAAGAAAAGACCUUUUUUCCAAUACAGCGAAUCAGCAAAGCUGAUGGAUACAAGGCAUUCUGGAAUUUUUAUUUUUUGUAAACCUAUCUCCCAGAUUUGUAUCAAGAUAAAAAAGGUGAUUCAUUUCUUGUGCAAAGUUACCAUGUGUGGAUGGUUUUAUGCCUUGAAUUAAUGAAUCCUUGAUACCUAUCUGCAGCUUUAAGCAAUUCAUAGUUUACAGUUUUGUUUUAUCGUAACUACAAGACAAUUGUAAGUCCUCGAUUUUUCAUGCUGCAGUUGCUGCUGACACUGCCAGUAACGGCGAGAGACUGGAGCAGCUCUGCCUGGAAGGAGUCGGUUGCUGGCAACGGGCGUCCCUUAAGCUGGCCCCAGACAAAAAUGCAAGGACCAAAUCUUCCACUAGACCUCGACGGCUCUGUUCCUGUUCCGCCCUUUAGGAUUUCAUGCAAACACUUCAUAUGCAAAAUACUUUCUCUGACCUUCUAGAGACAGACGUUAAAAGGACAUGUGUAACGAAGAUACCUGUGCUUUUUAAACGGGCUCUUCUGGUCUAAUCACGCCGUUCAGGGCACGUGGUGUGUUGCGCUUUACUUGGACUUGGGGCAGCAAAAGGCGGGUGUUUUGCUGCGAUUAUCCAUGCUACUGAAAAGUACAUCUCUGACCACUGAGGAGUGAAGUUGAUGGUUGAAGCACUAAUUAUAAGCCCAAACUCACUGAAUGCUUCAGUUAUUCCCUUAAGCCACAGGUUGGUUUAAAGCACCCUUGUCCAACUUUAGCCCUUAGAUGCUGUUGGACUAUAUUGCAUGUAAUUCCCUUGAAUAUUGCCCCUGCUGGCUGGGGAUAAUGGGAAGUGUAAUCCAAGAUACAGGGACCUGAUGUUGGGAACCAACUAGAGGCACCAUUCUUGCUGUGGGCAGGAAGGUUGUUUUUGAUCCUAAGGAUUCAAUUCCCAGGCAAGUCAAUUUUGCAAGGGGGCAUGGGAGGUGGGAACACCUUAAAAGUAGCAAUUUCAGAGAUGGCAUUUGGGAAGCCCCUAUAGGGAACAGAUCAAUAGACUGUAUUGCUCUUUUGUUUAUAGGCCUUGGGUUUCUAUGAAGCAGCAAAGUGAUCCAGGGAGGGGGACUUCCCAUUGAGAUAAAGACGCAGAUGGUCCUGGCAAUUUAAUAUCAGAUGCCGAUGAUCCAACUAUCUAAAGUUAUUAAUCACCUUCUUAGAUUUGAAGACACACGGACGGUUUUGUGCAUGCAAAGAUAACAGGCUUUAAAUCCAUAUUUGAGUGGGGAUUUCCUUCCAGGGGUCACUAUCCUGGAAUUCUGCACUCUUUGGGUCUUGCAAAAUACCAUGUCACACAAAUGGAAUGGGAAAUUCAUAUUGCAUCACUUAUUUGGGAUCUGCUUGUGUUCUGUCAGAUGUAAGCUACUUUAAGAAGUUUUUGGAAUGAACUGAAAGUUUGGUUUAUGGGAGAUUUUAAUUUUAUAAAAAAUAUAGUUUGAUGACCCAAUGAA